Messenger RNA from Cladophialophora immunda, 3255 nucleotides. RefSeq lists its product as uncharacterized. Gene Ontology annotation, biological process: trehalose catabolic process. Gene Ontology annotation, cellular component: fungal-type cell wall. The transcript has a single exon. Bases 1 to 3255 code for a protein of 1084 amino acids. Gene Ontology annotation, molecular function: carbohydrate binding; alpha,alpha-trehalase activity. The record is from RefSeq and is a predicted model, not a curated record. NCBI's taxonomy places the organism in Eukaryota, Fungi, Ascomycota, Eurotiomycetes, Chaetothyriales, Herpotrichiellaceae.
AUGGCAGCAUCAAGUCUCUUCCCGCUCUUUGGCCUGCUUCUCAGUCUCUCAGCCUCCUUCGCAUCGGCUCAAUCUGGUAAUGCAUCAACGACAUACAAGACCCGAUUUGAGGGUGUCACUUGGGAUGCCGCCAACUGGGUACUUACCACCACAAACCUAGACCAAGGACAUUAUCAAUCUCGAAUGGUCGUUGCGAAUGGCUACCAUGGCAUCAACGUGGCUUCUCUAGGACCAUUUUUCGAAGUCGAUACUCCCGUUGAUGGCGACAACAUCAAUGGAUGGCCUCUAUUCGAUCGACGACAAACCUUUGCCACGGUCGGGGGCUUUUGGGACUCUCAACCUAAGACCAACGGCUCUAAUUUCCCCUGGCUCUAUCAGUAUGGCUGGGAUACUGCCAUCAGUGGCAUCCCACACUGGAGCGGCAUUAUUGCAGAUCUGGGAGGAAACAACUACCUAGCUGCUUCAACCGACGAUUCGACGAUCAGCAAUUUCAGAUCUAGCCUCGAUAUGAAACACAGUCUGAUGAAUUGGGCUUUUACUUGGUCUCCGAGCGGUUAUGGGCCAUUCAAUGUCUCCUAUCAGAUGUUUGCGCAUAAGCUCAAUAUCAAUCAGGGCUUUGUUACCAUGAACAUCACUGCGGCCAAAGCCACCAACAUCACGAUAGCAAAUGUGCUCAAUGGUGACUGCGCUGUCCGUACGACUCCCGGACAGAAUGGCGUUGAUUCCGGCCUCAUUUUCACCUCUGUCCAGCCAAACGGCAUUCAUAAUAUAACGGCGUUCGUUUAUGCUGGUAUGACCAACACUGGAGCCAGUGUUCGUUCUGUUCAGCAAGCUACAUGGCACCGGCCGUAUGUGGGCAACAAUGCAUCCUCUGUGGCCUCUGCGUUGAAUGUCACCCUCCAGGCUGGACAGGUCGCCACGUUCACUAAAUUCGUCGGAAUUGCCUCAACUGAUGGAUUUCUGAGUCCUCGUCCUGUUGCAAGAAAUGCCGCACUUGCCGCAAGGCAGGCUGGUUACGCUGCUUCAUUGCAGACUCACGCCGCGGAGUGGGCACAACAAUUUCCUACCACCUCUGUCGAUGAUUUCUCGUUUCCAGAAAAUGGCACACUGCCGAAUGAUCAGUUUAUCCUCGAGGCGGCGAUCACGGCCGUGACCAACCCCUACCAUCUGCUUCAAAACACCAUUUCGCAGAAUGCAAUCAAUGCCACUGCCGAUGCCGGCAGUUCAAUCAACAGCCACAGCAUCUCAGUGGGAGGACUGGGUUCAGACUCAUAUGCCGGCCAGAUCUUUUGGGAUGCUGAGGUAUGGAUGCAACCUGGGCUGGUAGCAGCAUUUCCAUCAGCAGCCAAGGGUAUCGCGAACUAUAGAGUGGAGAGGUUCCAGCAAGCGAAGCAAAACAUUGGCACUGCAUUUGCCUCCUCCAAGAAAAACACCAAGUUUAGUUCUGCUGCAGCAAUCUUUCCCUGGACCAGUGGACGUUUUGGCAACUGUACAGCCACUGGUCCAUGCUGGGAUUACGAAUAUCAUCUAAACGGCGAUAUUGGCUUAGAGUUUAUCAAUCUAUGGAUCUCGUCGGGCGACACGGCGUUGUUUCAGGAGUCUCUCUGGCCGAUCUACGACUCUGUUGCCACAUUGUACUCCGAACUCCUCGAGCGAAACGGUUCUCAUUGGGUCCUCCUGAACAUGACCGACCCGGAUGAGUAUGCCAACCACGUCGAUAACGGGGGCUUCACCAUGGCUUUGAUCUCCACACAUCUCAACUAUGCCAAUCAAUUCCGCUCCAUGUUCGACUCCACGCCCAACGCAACGUGGACGACCAUGGCUCAAAAUGUGCUGAUAGGCCGAGAUCAAGACGCGGAUGUCACACUAGAAUACACUGGCAUGAACGGCACCACUGUGGUAAAACAGGCUGAUGUCAUUCUCAAUACCUAUCCGCUCUCCUUUACUGGACAGAAUUAUACGUCCAACGACUCGCUCAGCGAUCUCGACUAUUAUGCUGCCCAGCAAUCCGUGGACGGUCCCGCCAUGACAUACGCGAUUUUUUCCAUUAUCGCAAACCAGAUCUCACCUUCUGGAUGCUCUUCCUAUACCUAUCAACAAUACAGCACGCACCCCUACAUCAGAGGCCCAUGGUUUCAAUUCUCUGAACAGUUGGUCGACGACUGGAACGAGAAUGGCGGAACGCACCCCGCAUAUCCCUUCCUCACAGGACAUGGGGGAGCCCUGCAAGUCGUCCUUUUCGGAUACCUAGGGCUGCGCUUCAUUCCGGAUUUCAAUCUGCACAUUGACCCCAGUCUGCCGCCUCAGGUCCCGCAGGUCCGAUACCGCACGUUCCAUUGGUAUGGCUGGCCGAUCUCAGCCUUCUCGAAUCAGACCCAUACCGUCUUGACGAGAGAUGGCAGCCUUGCUCCCGGUGAGGGAGCUGUUCCGAACGCCACCUAUGCCACCUCCGCCAUUCCGGUCGUGGUUGGCCCUAUCGGCUCAGCACCCCUUGCCACCUAUUCCCUGUUGCCAAACUCCAGCAUAACUGUCCCCAACAGACAAAUCGGCCUCAUUCCUACAACCGAGAACAAUGUCGCGCAGUGUCUCCCCGUCUCUUCCCCGGACGAUUACUUGCCAGGCCAGUUCCCGCUCGCGGCGGUCGACGGUGCGACGAGUACAAAAUGGCAGCCCGUGUCCGCGAACAAGACAAGUUCCAUCACAGUGGCAAUACCGGAGGGAUACAAGGUGACCGGGAUGGUGUUGAACUGGGGUCAAAUUCCCCCGUACAACUACUCGGUGCUAUUCCACAACCAAUCCCUCGCGAACCCGUCCGCCACGACGCUCAGUUCCAACAACGUCCUCGAAGUCGCGUCAAACCAGAGAGUCCACAUCUCCGACACGUACAACCUGACGGCGCUGAACUCGAUCGAGGCCGUGCAGGACAACAUCACCACGUUCGACAUCCCCGCGACCGCCCCGCCGGUGUACACCGCACGCUUCGCCACGCUGCGCAUCUGGGGCUCGCUGUACAACGCCAGCGUCACCGCGGGCAACAUGUCCGGCGACGGCGCCACGGUGGCCGAGUGGAGCAUCCUCGUCGAGGGGCUGCAGAGCCCCAACGCCACUGCCACCGGCGGACCCGUCAGGAGAGAUCUGGGCGGCAACCUCAAGGCGAGAGAGGACUUUGGUCGUCUCGACGCCGACUUGCUGAUGAAGCUUGGCCACGUCGCGAGAUAUAUGAACAUGGAUGGACGAAAGAUGCCACGGAGAUGA